This is a messenger RNA of Porites lobata, 7073 nucleotides long. The record is from the annotation of a GenBank genome assembly. NCBI's taxonomy places the organism in Eukaryota, Metazoa, Cnidaria, Anthozoa, Scleractinia, Poritidae.
AUGGCUGGUUGUUUCUUGUCCGUUCAAGCACUCUUCUUGACGUGCCUCUUCUGGGGAGCUUGGCUAAGCUGCAUUGCUAGUGCAAAUCAAGGUAUGACUAAAGCCAACUGUUAAUAUAUGCACACACCUUAUACAUUCACCUUCAUUUUUGUUUUGCCACUAGGUGUAAUAUUUUAUAACCUUCACUGCCUCCCAUUCGAAAAAAAGCUGAAACUCAACAUGGGAGAGGACUACACCUGACUCUGUGCUAAGCAAAAUGAACGAUUCAGGUCCCAUGAUUUUUGGCUGAAGUUGUGGAUACAGUAUACUACUACUUACAAUGUCAUGCGGUACCCUAAAAGCAAAAACUAAGCUUGAGAAAAAGCCAAAGUGGGCUAGAUUACGAUAUAACAGGAACAAAAUUCUUGAUAACGGUUUUGACGGCACUGGACAAGUCUUUUUGAAAUGACUUUUAUGUUUUUAUUUAAAAGGCAUUAACGUUUAAUUCAAAAUGUUUGACCACAUACCCCUAAAUUUGUUACAACCAUAAGGAAAGAGAAUUGUUGAGAACUUAAAUAGAACAACUACAACGAAUAUCUUAAAAGUUCAUGACUCAAGCUGAGGUUAAUGAGAGAAAAACACAGACCGGCCGUAGCUAUGACAGGAAAAGUUUUGUUUGAACUUUUAUGAAUCAUACUUCUAGUUAUUCACGCAAACCUUUCUCUUUUGAGGACAAUCAAUGACUCAACUGAACCUUUCCCACGUAGCAGAAGAAAAAACCCUACAAUUCUUACUUGGAAUCAGUAUCAGACAUUCUUUUGGGUCCAGACUGCACCGAGGCCAACCUUAAACGUUAAUUAACCGAUUACCAAACUUUGAAGAAAAUCUAUAUCUGAUAUUCAACUAGGAAAGGGAAAAAAGUGACAAGAAAAAUGCAGCUGCGUUGUUGAGCUUACGACACAAACGAUCAUGUACGGCAACAUAGAUUAGCCUACAAUUUUUGUGCCCGCCCAAGGGCGAUGGGGGAUGUGUUUCUAGAACCACAUCAGUUGGAAAUUAAAAACUGUUUUUAAAAAAAUCCACUUGAAAUUCGGUGUCGAAUUUUAGAAGGGGUAGGAUGAUCGACAUGGCUUAAGGGCCUUAUAGGCUCUUUCUCUUAUACGGAACUUUAAAUCAAUAAUUAAACGAGUGUGCAACUACAUCAAUUUGACGUUGCCGUGGAGACGACAAAGCUUGCCCUUUGAAAUGCAACAGUUUACUCACUGCAUAAAAGAUUAUAAACUAAAAGAAAGGCUGAAAUUAAGCGACAACAGUUUGACGGUUGUCAUGAAGUAUUUUAUUUAAAUUCCUAGUUAGUGAUCCUUCAAGAAACUUAUUAAUUAGUUAUUUCGUUUUGUUAUUUACUUCGGUCGGUGGGAAAGCUCCUGUAGGUUGUCUAACGGCUUCGACAUGGCAGGCUGUUAUUUCUGGCGAAAUUUUUUUGGGGAAAAUCCCUUUUUUCAUUCAAAAACUCGCUGGGGUAGGCAAAAGUCUGAAAGUAGAAAAAAAAUAACUAAAAGCUUCCAACGUACCUCACAUCAGUUCUCUCUCCGGCGAUCGAUAGCUUCUGAUCACUUCACAGAUACUCCAAUUUAGUUCCAAAGUUUUUAAAUGUCAUUGUGGAAUAUUUAGCUGCUUUACAUUCAUGGUAACCUGUUCUUGUUGUUGAUGUUGGUGGUGGUGUUAUGUUUUUGUCCAGUAAGCAGUCUGCAAAGGAUCGGUUAUUCAUUUAUAAACAAUCACGGUCGAGGAGCGUGGGAGAACGAAAGAAUUCAUUGAUGUUUUUUAACGUGUUCUCUGAAUUAACGUGGGUGAAAUUAGUAGCGGAAUAUUGAAAAAAGACUGAGUGGUUGAGACGCUCGGCGUUCAGUUAAUCUUACAAGUGUGGUGGGUGAGGGCGACCUUGAAAGCUGCUGGCAGACCUGGAAAGACCUAUUUCUUGCUGCGGUGAAAGACAAUAUUCCAACCAAGCGAGUGAGAGGUCGAAACCCUGUGCCCUUGCUCACUGGUGCCGUUAUCAAUCUUAUCAAGAAAAAGGAAACCGUACGCAGGAAACUAAGAUUGCACCCGUCGGAGUCACUAAAAAUUAAAUUUCAAACUCUGCGUUCACAAGUAAAGCGCACGAUCAAAGAAAGCAGGGACGAAUUCUUUGAGUCUGCUAACAUCGAGUUCAAGAUCAAUCACGUCUCUGGUCAGUAUUAAAAACUCGCUCAAAGUCGCAUAACAUACCACAAAGUGUCUCCAUGGCAACUGGUAACCUACGUGCAACCGCUGACACCCCAGAAGAAAUCGCAGACAUUUUUAAUAACUAUUUCACUUCAGUGUUCUCUGUUCUUCAAGAGGACAAAGUAGAUAACGGCGCAGGGAAAUUCCCUGCCGCAGAACCCCCCUUUAGCGAUAUUGUGCUGCACAUCGGAGAAGUUGAGGCUGUCCUAAAAUCACUAGACCCAAACAAAGCCACUGGUCCAGAUGAGAUCCCGGCUAGAAUCCUAAAGGAAACCGCCACUACUAUUGCUCCAUCACUAUGCAAGCUGUUCAACAGGUCUCUAGGGAAAGGCUAGAUACCGUCUGAGUGGAAAUUGGCCAAUGUAGUGCCUGUCUAUAAGAAGGAUGAAAAAGAUCAUGUUGAAAACUAUAGGCCUAUCUCCCUACUUUGCAUUAUUUCUAAAGUCAUCGAACGUUGUGUCUUGAACCGCAUCAAUGACCGAUUAGAAGAUCUGAUUGCGGACUGUCAGCACGGGUUUCGGAGUGGACGCUCAUGUGUCACAAAUUUACUAGAGACCCUAGAUUACAUCGGUGCUAUUCUUGAUAGAGCUGGUCAAGUAGAUUGUGUGUAUUUAGACAUGUCCAAAGCCUUUGAUAAGGUUAGACAUGACCUCCUUAUGGCAAAACUGCGGGAUACUGGCUUCGGAGGGAACCUGCUCACAUGGUUUCACGCGUAUCUCUGUGGCAGGCGCCAACGUGUUACCGUAAUAGGCGCGACAACACGUGACCUACCUGUCACCUCUGGAGUCCCACAGGGCUCAAUAUUCGGACCUGCUCUCUUCUUGUUAUAUGUGAAAAAAAUCCAGAUUCUAUCCUCAUAGCAAAGUGGCAAUGUUUGCAGAUGACACUUAAGUAUACAAGGUAGUGAUGUCUGAGGAUGAUGGCGCCGCUCUCCAACAAGAUCUGGAUAAUCUGUCUUCAUGGUCCGCUGCCUCUGGCCUAGCCUUCAAUGAUAAGAAAUGCUUCAGACCAUUACGAGGAAGCGCAAGCCCAUCUGUACGAGCUACGAGGUUAACGGUAGUACCAUCAAGUCCUGUGACGUAGAGCGUGACCUUGGCGUCUCCUUGGACUGUGACUUUACUUGGCACCCCAAGUCUCUCACCAAGCUGCACGCGCAAACAAGUUGUUAGGUUUCGUUAGGAGGAACUCUAGGUUUAUUCACAGUACUUCCGUAAGGCGCGCAUUAUACCUCGGGCUAGCUCGUGCUCAUCUUGGCUACGCAACCCAGAUCUGGAAGCCCCAAGGCAUUGAACUAAUUUCUAAACUCAAAAGUAUCGAAAGACGUGCCAUCAAAUUCAUUCUUUGCUUGCCUUUUUUUAACAAAUAUCUCUUACAAAUAAAGACUAAUGUCUGUAAACCUACUUCCUGUGUGCUACUGGCACGAGUUACUAGAUCUAGUAUACUUUUACAAGGCUACACAUAAUAUGACUCACUUAGAUCCGUCUGUUGUUCCCUUCGUGCGCGAAAGCGCGCGAAGGACCCGUAUAUCCGUAACGAGCUCUCAAUCUCUUGUGCCUAACAAAUGCAGGACUUCUACCUUUCAGAAAUCUUUUUUCAUUAGAACCACUAGAAUCUGGAACCUGCUUAUUACUAGACUUGACCUAGAUAAUGUUGCUUUUGAGAACUUAAAUCUGUUCUUUACGGUUAUUACUCCUGGGCUCUAGCAAUAAACUAUGACCCGGACUCUCCAAGGAGCUUCAAAAGUAUUUGCUUGAAAUGUAACACAGCCAGGUUUUUAGACCAAGAAAUUAGCUGCUGCAUCUGAUUUAAAUUGCUACUUUUAUAUCCUAUUAUUUUUUGGGUCGGCAGUAAUUGGCUUUAGCUGUUGUGGUGUCCCUGCCCAAAUAUUUAAGUUAUUAUUAGUGUACUGUAUUCUUACGUUCUUAUUACUAGUAUUUGCAUAUCUUCAGUGUCUUUUUUUUUCCUGUAUUCUUCAGGGCAAAGCUAAUAAAAUAAAUAAAAUAAAAUAGACGUUAACAUCGCUAUUUUUUUUUAGAUACCUGUGGCCACAUUCGGUAUUUGAAGUUUUUUGAUCGGGAGUAUGGCCUUUAUAUGUAUCUUCAAGGCCACACCUUUUUAAACCUUUCCAUUGGAGCAGGCAAAUCUUGCGAAACGGAAUGUCUUUACCGGAGAGAGUGCGUGGCAAUCAACAUUGGUCCAGCAAUUAAUGAUAUGAGGGUCUGUGAGUUGUGUAACUCAGAUCACAUACAGCAUCCUAAUGAUUUAAAACGAAGAGAACGUUGGACGUAUAAAGGUACACAGGUAGGGCGAAUUUCACUGGAAUAAAUUAAUGACGGCAAUGGUUGUGAAUUAUCUUGUGGUAAGCGUUUAACUGCUCAUAGCCCAAAAACUGAAGUUUUAGCUAUGGAAGUGAUGAUGACAAGGACGAUCAAAAGAUAGUGAUGACGACCCUUGGGUGUCAGAGACCUUUCAUAUGCGGUUUCCUGUUUCGGUUAACUGUUAUAGUGACCGUUCGUGUCUUGGGUUCUCUCCCGAAGAUUGCACUUGUCCGUCUUCCCUCCACACAGGGGGAACCAACCAAAACGGACUUUUACAAAGUCUAUACAAAGAUCUGUCGAGCGGCGAUGAAGAAGACAUAAAAUAAUGAUGAGAAUGGUGAUAGGGAGCAUUGACUACUUGCAGUUUCUCAGGAUGGUCACGAGUGCGAGAAUGUUACGUGUGAGCGAGCGAGCGAGGCAAACGCGCAAGGGGGAAGACGGAAAAGGAAAAGCCUCUCUCCAGUACCCUUCUCGAGGGUCUGAAUGGGGGAGGGGGGGUACCUAGAUAACACUAAACACUUCAUUUUGGGUUGUAACAUGAAAUAGAUAAAUUUUAGGCAUUUUAACACUAACAGUAAAGAUUCUUUGAAACAGUAAUUUUUUUCCAGAUAGAAGCAAAAACGGCUCCUAAAAGGCCAAUAUUAUUUUGUUUAGUAUAUCAAGGAGUUUUUGGCCAUUUUAGGACAAUUCCGAAUUAUUUCAGAAGAUUUCCGAAGGCUAUCGAAGAUUUCCGAAGAAGAGGUCCGAUCAUUGCCGAAGAUGUCCGAAGAACCCUCCAAACACUUGACAGUAUUUCUUCGGAGACAGUAAACAUAAUAAAAUUGGCUAAUUUAACAGCAAACACUCAAAAUUAUGGCAAAUAACACCAAACAUUAAACCCCAUUCAGACCCUCCUUCUCGACUGGUUCGUUCUCUCGAGCUCUGCCAAGUCUCGAUUCCACAGACUGAAAAGGGAACUGCUCGAAGUCUACAAUAUAAUAUUAAAAUUUCAUGAAGUCUAAAUUACGCUUUUAUUUUCCCUAGAAUAUUUGUGCCUACAAACCUUGCUUGAACAAUGCAAAGUGUUUCCUUGGAUAUACGGAUAAGGGGUUUCUUUGCGAAUGCCAGUCUGGUUACACGGGAGAACUCUGCGAAACAGGUAAUUAUGUGGCCAGCAAACGCAGACAUAUUCAGUCCAGUUUUCGCUUGACUGCGCCACAAAGAAUACUUUUCGGGCAGAAACAAACUGGAAAUACGUCUACGUCUACGUCUCCCAUACACUGAAUCGCCAGCCAGUAAACUAGAAACUCACCGUAGCCCGUUGCUUCGAGAUCCUUCGAGAUGGUUAGAAAAACGAAAGUGUAUCCUACCCAGAAAUGGAGGACAAGUGAACGUUACUUACUAAGAAAUAAUCAACGUUGUCAGGGUUAGAAAACAUCUGUGCCCCCCGGGGGAGGGGGUUCCGCAGGAACAUUUUAUCCUGGAAAGCUCCCCCUUGAGGUUAACCUAAGAUCAGGCUCUACUUUCGUUUCGCUUUGAAAGUAACAUUCCGGCGGGCAAGGCGAAACGAAAAGCGGUAGCCGUUAGAGAGAAUGUAUGAGAACCGCUAAAAUUGGGCCUGAUCUCAGGUUACCUUCAGGGCCAGCUCCUUACCCUCCUAUAUAAUACUUUUUGAGAGAAAAGGUGCCCCUCCCUUACCCAGUACCUUCCAUUGACAAAUGGUACCUCUUUCAAAUACCAAGUUUAGAACUUUCCAUUACUUUUAGCUGCUGUAAAUGUAAUGUGUUUAAACUGUGAAUAAAUUCACAAAACUGCCCAGGAAAUUUUCUCGACUUUUUCACAGCCAUAAAAUCCUUCUGUUGGCUCUUUUAGGUCCUUUUACAGACCGAAAUGACACAGAUUUCUCUACCCUCUCAUAUACUUCAACUAUUGAAAUCCCAACCCUUUCAUACACCUGAAGUCUGGAAAAGGUACCCCUUUCGCAAUUCGGGCGAAGCUUCCCCGUAUAAGCUAUUACAGGGGGUACCCCCCGGGAUUUAUGUUUGCUCCCCUCGCAAUGAGUGAAACAAUCAGUCUUCCUGAAACAAUCAGCAUGCUACAAAAUUGAUUAUUUUCUUGCGUUGAAUGUCUAGGUUUAUAUACGAUGUACGAGGUUGGUGGCUUGUUUUGUUUUGUUUUCUUUUUUUAGACCUGGACGAAUGCAAGGAUAAAACUCAUCAGUGUGACGUAAAUGCGAACUGUACCAACAUGCCUGGCACAUAUAACUGCACGUGCAGGCCUGGCUAUCAAGGCAAUGGGAGCAUUUGUAAAGGUAAAGCUUGCUUAUAAAUGUCAUAAUAAGACUUAAUUUCUAUUCAUUUCUUGUUUCUUUCGUUUCCUUACUCAGACAUCGAUGAAUGCGAAAAGGGAAGCCAUGAUUGUCACAAAAAUGCGAAUUGUACAAACACAGCUGGCUCUUACAACUGCACGUGCAGGCCUGGCGACAGAGGCAAUGGGAGCAUUUGUAAAGGUAAAAAUUUGGGAAGACCUUAG